AUGGUCCCAAACAAUGAUGCUCCCAACGAGAAGACAAGCAAGAAGCGACGUCGCUCUCGCAAACAUAGCGUCAGUUCCAGUGGAAGUGUGUCGUCUCGCAGCUCGUCGUCCUCGAGCAAGUCCGAAGCAACACGCAGGCGUCCCAGCCAUACCGGUGUAGAAAAAGAUCCGAAAGGCUCCGCGAUUGCCGCGCUGGAAUCGAACUUGCCGGUAGCCACGACCACCGCCCUUCAACUGGACGAAGUAAUUCCCCCACGGGACAAGAGCCCUCUCAAACGGAGGCUGUCUUUCGCCGCCGAUUUCCAGCGCAAGUCCUCGGACCCCAGCGAGCCUCAGCAGCAACUCGCUUCCGCCGACUUUGGUCCGGUAGAACCUCACGUUGCUACUCCCACUGCUCCGACGACGGAGAAGCCUGAAGAGAGUAUCCGGCUCCCAGAGCAGAAGGACCAACAGGCGCCCCAACCAGAAUGUGAAACCGCCCUGCCAGCUCAGUCUCCGGAGUGCGCCGUUAGCGGUGCGAAUACACUCCAGAUGCUGUCCGCGACCUCGAUCAAGGCGAGGGCCGAGCCCUCUCCGACGCUCUCGGAAGGACAGCCGGAGCCACAACAUGGACGCAAAGUGAGCCAGUUAAGUCGCAAAGCGAGUUUAUCUCACCAGCACGCUUCGUUGCCCUCUGUCCUUCAAGAACUUGACACCAUCAACAAAGAACACCUCGAAGGCCAGCGAUUAAAGUCACAAGCUCGGAGGACCUCGUACAAUGAUUAG
This is a messenger RNA of Dermacentor albipictus, 765 nucleotides long. RefSeq lists its product as uncharacterized. Lineage: Eukaryota; Metazoa; Arthropoda; Arachnida; Ixodida; Ixodidae. The record is from RefSeq and is a predicted model, not a curated record.